AUGGAGUUUGAUGAACCGGUUGCAAAAAAAUCAAAAAAACGUUUUUAUAAUUCUCAGUGGGAGAACCAAUAUGGUUUAGUCCAGUUUGACCGCAAUACCGCGUUUUGUGUGUUAUGUGAACCACCAAAGCCUUUCAUUCACUUCUUAAAAACGAACCACGAAAAUCAUUACCUCAAUUUUCACCGUGAAUUCAGCACAAAAAAGGAAAGUGAUCGAAUUUCACACAUUACAAUGAGAAAAUCGUUACUGAGUUAUGAAGGGGCUGAACGCAUUGAUGCAUCAGUAGCAACAGGGACAAGAAUUUCUUUUUUGAUGGCUCAAGAGAUCGCGAAAGAGAUGUUACCAUUUGAGCAUGGUGAAGGAUUGAAGACCAUUGUAAAAAAAUUCAACCGGGAAUUGUUUAACACUUGUCCCAAAUUACAAAAAGAAGUAGAAGAGGCAAUAUCCAACGUUCCAUUAUCCCGGAGAAUAAUCACCAAUCGAAUUCAAUUAAUGAGUGAGAAUAUAUACUCUCAAAUUGAUGAUGAUCUACAACGGUGUGACUGUUUCUCCUUUCAACUCGACGAAUCCACGGACGUCAGCGACAUUGCGCAAGUUCUAGUUUUUAUCAGGAUGGUUUUCCCCGAUUUAACAUUAAAAGAAGAAUGCUUUGGACUAUUUUCAUUGCAUGAUAGAACCACUGCCGAUGAACUCUUUAAGCAUUUUGAAAUUCUGCUAGAGUCACGCAAUGUCCCUCUGGAAAAGUUGGUUUCCAUAACAUCUGAUGGAGCUGCAACGAUGACCGGAAAUCAAAAUGGUUUUCUAGCUAAGUGUAGAAAUAAUAAGAAGUUUCCUUUUUUCAACGUUUAUCAUUGCAUCAUUCAUCAACAAGUAUUGUGUGCUAAAGCUCUUAGAAUAAACGAUGUGAUAGAUGAAGUGGUAACAAUAAUUAAUUUUAUUCGGGGACGGGCGUUAAAUCACAGACAAUUCAAGCAGCUCAUAAAAGAUAUGGACGAAAAUAGUGAUGAAUCUGAUGUUAUUUACUACACUGAAGUGCGAUGGUUGAGUAAAGCAAAUAUGCUUCAACGAUUUGCAAACUUACUUCCGGUAAUACGCGAUUUUUUAUUAAUAAAAGGAAAAGAGGAGUGGGUCAAUAAAUUGCAUGAUUUUAAAUGGCUGUCAUUAUUGAUGUACGCAGUCGAUUUAACUUUAAUAAUUAAUUCGAUUAAUAAAAAACUGCAAGGGAAGUGUAAGGUUGUGUGGGACCAAAUUCAAGUGAUUAGAGAUUUCGAAUUAACAUUGGUGAACAUUAUAAAACAUUGUGAAGUGAAUAGUAUCGAUGAAAGAUUGCAGCGAUUGAAGAAAUUGUUCGGUGAGAGCUCAGAAGAACGAUUCAAUGGUGAGUCGUUAAUAAAAGUAACAAUGCCUAUUUUAGAUGAAGUCAAAAAACGCUUCAAAGAUUUUAGAGAUCUUGAAAUUAUUGGUGAAAUAGCCGUUAAUCCGUUUGCUAUAAAAUUCGAACGAUAUGGAGAACUCAUCGAAACAAUCAAACGACUGUUUUCAAAUGCUGAUUGGAUUGACUUCAGUGAAUUAGUAAAUGAAUUUGAAUCAUUACCACGAGACAAUAAAAUAAAUGCUGUAAUUGCGAGUGGUGGUAACAUGUGGAAUGUGAUAGCUGCAAAUAAACAAUAUCCAAAUUUUUUGAAAAUUUACAAAAAAAUUUUGUCAGUGUUUGGAUCAACAUAUUUAAGUGAGAGUGGCUUUUCGUUCAUGAAAAAAAUAAAAACGAGUGAAAGAUCGCGAUUAACUGACCAAAAUUUAGGACACUUAAUGAACAUUAAAACAAGUCAACGCGAACCAGACAUUUGUUAUCUCAUGUCAAAAAUGCAGUGCCACAAAUCGCACAAUACAGACUGUGAUUCUGACAUUGACAUGGAGAAUUAA
Molecule: messenger RNA, 1923 nt
Organism: Chelonus insularis
Lineage: Eukaryota; Metazoa; Arthropoda; Insecta; Hymenoptera; Braconidae
Product: general transcription factor II-I repeat domain-containing protein 2A-like
Exons: 1
Coding region: 1-1923 (640 amino acids)
Molecular function (GO): protein dimerization activity
Source: RefSeq, a predicted model, not a curated record